This is a messenger RNA of Symbiodinium sp. CCMP2456, 960 nucleotides long. Lineage: Eukaryota; Dinophyceae; Suessiales; Symbiodiniaceae. The record is from the annotation of a GenBank genome assembly.
AUGGUCACCCACGUCCUAGCGCGAGAAUCGCACUGGGUCAAUUGGAAGGGCCAGGGCUGUCGCGAGUGGGAGCAUGACAGCCUGGAGAUGCUGACGGGCAAGGUGCAGGAGAUUGAUGCGGUGGGUAACGCCGUCUCGUUUCCCAAAAGCGACAAGCCCAAGCUGGAUUCCACCAUCCUAAACCUCUUGAAGGAGGUGAAAGACUUCACCCCGCCAGUGGUUCAGAGUCCCCGAGUUGACGGGGAGGGUACCCCCGAGCCCUGUGCCCUGGAAAUUCGGAGGCUAGGGGAGCGGGCCUUGGAUCGACAUGAGGAGGACGAGGACCCCGCCAAUGGCAUAGAAGACGAGUACAAGGCCAAAUACAACAAGGCCUUCAUGUGGCAGAGCCGAAGGCUGUUCGGACGACACCACAUCCGAGUCUAUGCCCGGAAAGAAGUUUCCGGCAAGACGGACUUCAUGGACUUCGUCCGCUCCGCCCGAAAUCGGAAUCCUCCUCCGGAGCCGGCGAAGGAUGCUGCUGCCAAUGAUUUAAUUGUAUUUCUACCAUCGUUACUGUCUUCGCCCCCACGUCCACGCCCACACACCCACCCACACCCACACCACCACCCACACUCACAGCAUCCCCGUCCCCCACCCCCACCCUCUCUCCCAACACGCACACACACACAAAGAAAAAGAAAGACAGACAUACACAGACAGAGAGAGAGAGAGAGAGCCAUUUUGGCUCAAGCCGCGAGUGGUUCAAGGACGUGGGGGCCUCUCCGCCCUUUCUUCCCCUUCCUUCUCCUCUUCUCUCCGAGGCCCCCCGCUCCACAAACCCGGGCGCCUGCUCAUUCUCUACUGCCGCCUGUCUCCUUGCCAUUGCUGAACUUCGUGAAGGUGCAGAUUGCGCUCCUCGAGCCAGAGGUCCCUGCGGAGGAGCCAGUUGUGCAUCGGUCCUGUUCGGUGGCUGUGCCUUGA